AUGGCAGCUGCUGUAAAACAUACAAAUGUUUUCACUAUUUAUGUCAUAAAAACAAAGAAUACAGUCAUAAAAAACCGUCCAAUUGUAACCUGUUGGAACGUUCGAGCCAGCCUCGGAGAUAAGAACGUCAACCUGAGAUGUGUGGUAGAGGCAAGACCACCAACCACAACGAGAGUUUGGCAGCUGAGCAACAACAACAACAAUGAUGAUGAUGAUGAUGAGUCAUCACCUAUACAGCAGAGCCAGAUGAUGAAUGAUUACUGGACAGAGGUUCUUCCAUUGACGGGAACAUGUCAAUUAGACGUUGAAAUGCUCUUCCCGACGAUACCAGACGAAUUCAAAACAUUUCACCAUACAACAACUGGUGCACGUUUUGUUACGAACACAUGUGAACAUUGUAUGCACGAAUGGGACGGAUCCAAGAUUUUGGGAUCCGUGGAUCCGGAUCCGAAUCCGGAUCUCGACGAUGGAUCCGGACGGAUCCGAAUCCGAAUCCGGAUCCAAGUUGUAUGCGUUGAUUUUGGACCCGUAAAACGCCGAAUCCUCAAUUUAGGAUCCGCGGAUCCGAAUCUUUUCCGAAUCCCUGGAUUCGGAUCCGAAUUCGAAUCCGGAUUCGGAACCGUCGCAUUCCUACUACAAAUGUAUGAACAUACAAACAUAUGCAAGUACAAAGCAUUAGAAAACUUUAAAUUUAUACGUUUUAUAGUAAAAAGCAACUUAUAA
Helobdella robusta is the source of this 723-nucleotide messenger RNA. RefSeq lists its product as hypothetical. NCBI's taxonomy places the organism in Eukaryota, Metazoa, Annelida, Clitellata, Rhynchobdellida, Glossiphoniidae. The transcript is spliced from 5 exons. The record is from RefSeq and is a predicted model, not a curated record. The coding region runs from base 1 to 723 and encodes 240 amino acids.